GGCAGCCGCCCCAGACAGAGGAAGAGUAACUCUGGAAACGGUGUUAUCAGCAUCCUCCGUGGACUUCCUCAUCUCCUCUCCAGCCACAUUAGCCCCAAGCUCCUUAGCAUCCUCAAACAGAAAUUGGGGAAGCUGAGAUGGGGUCAUUGCCCCGGACCCAGCCCCCUCUCUUUUGCCAAGCCCUAGCCCUGCGCAGCUCUGAGUGAGCAGCUGAAGGCUGCGGGCGGGAAUCUGGAGCGGGAGAUGGAGCCCCAGCUGGGGCCCAAGGCUGUCGGCCUCUGCCCGGGCCGCCUGGUGCUGCUGCUGUGGGUCUCAGCCCUGAGCUGUUCUUUUUCCUCGCUGGCUUCUCCCUCUCCUUCUCUGGUGCCCCGAAGCAGAACCAGCUACAGUUUUGGAAGGACUUUCCUCGGUCUUGAUAAAUGCAAUGCCUGCAUCGGGACAUCAAUUUGCAAGAAGUUCUUUAAAGAAGAAAUAAGGUUUGACAGCUGGCUGGCCUCCCCCCUUGGACUGCCUCCCGACUACCUGCCUUCUUACCCUGCAAAUUACUCGGAUGAUUCCAAAACCUGGCGCCCCGUGGAGGUCUCCAGGCUGGCCAGCAAACAGCAGAGUGACAUCUCGGACAGGAGAAUCUGCGCCUCUGCGGCAGCCCCAGAAACCUGCAGCAUCGAGCGCAUCCUGCGGAAAACCGGGAGGUUCCAGAAAUGGCUGCAGGCCAAGCGCCUCACACCGGAUCUUGUGCAGGGCCUGCCCAGCCCCUUCCUGCGCUGCCCAUCGCAGCGACUCCUGGACCGCGUGGUCCGGCGCUACGCCGAGGUGGCCGACGCUGGCAGCAUCUUCAUGGACCACUUCACUGACCGCGACAAGCUGCGUCUGCUCUACACCCUCGCUGUCAAUGCUCAUCCCGUCCUCCUGCAGAUCUUCCCCGGCGCCGAGGGCUGGCCGCUUCCCAAGUACCUGGGCUCCUGCGGCCGAUUCGCGGUCAGCACCAGCACCAGCCCGCUGCGCGACUUCUACGGCGCCGCCCCGGAACAGGUGGCCGACCUGGCCUUCCAGCUCCUCGCCGUCCUGGAGUCCCUGAGGAGCAACGACCUGAACUACUUCUUGUACUUCACCCACGUCGAUGCGGGCACGUUUGGCAUCUUUAACAACGGGCAUCUGUUCAUCCGGGAUGCCAGCGCCUUGGGCGUCAUCGACAAGCAGGAAGGCAGCCCGGCAGCCGCCGGGGCGGUAGGAGAGAGUAGAGACAUCUUUAGCUGCCUGCUUUCCGGCUGCCAGGCUGAGCUGCCCUCCUGCUACACCAUCCCAGAGAAGCAGAGCCUGGUGCUCGUGUGUCAGCAGCUGCUACCUCCGCUCCUCCAGGGGAAGUUCCCCUCCCCAGUGCAAGAGGAGAUAGACACCGCCCUCCGCCAGUGUGGGGAGGACUCCCUCCCGGACCCUGAAGUCCUUGGGGCCGCCAGCCGGCUGAAGGACAUCUUGAGGCCCCUGAGAACCUGUGACCCCAGAUUUGCCUACCGUUACCCAGACUGCAAAUAUAACGAUAAGUUCUGAGGGGCUGGAUCCUUGCCGGCCUUGGGGGACAACAUUCCUGGCCCUCCCUUACCCAGGAGAGUAGCUGCAGGGUUGAAAGAAGCAGCUGCAUCCUGGGACAUUUGGAGAGAUGGGCUUCAUUUUCCAGGAACAGAGGAACACUCUGACAACCAGAGGGGAGUCGUGCUGCACGGCGCGGUUGCCCCUGUUGGCUACAGCGUCACAGAGAAGCCUGGGGCUGGGCGGCAGAAGACCCAACCACGACCACAGACACUCACUGGACCUUGCUGAGCCCUGGUGUCCUCUGUUCUCCGGCAGACUCUCGAGUUAGUGAAAAAAGAUAGGGAUGUGAAGGGCCAGGGACACGUAUAAGAGGUUACAAAGAGUGUUCCAGAAUCGUGUACAGGCAGGACACAUAAGACAGAGCCGUGGAGGUAGAGGUUGACAUAGAGGGAAGGCAGCGGGAAGGUGAGGCCCCUGGCCAGGACCGUGUCAGACUCAAACAAGAAGUGCCCCCUCCCUGCUCCCCGUGCCUUCGCCCUAGCCCUUCUGCCACACUUCCCACACUGCCACAGGGUGUGGGGACUGCAGGCUGAGGAAACACAUGGACAGGGCCACAUUCUGGGUGCCUAGGGUCCUGUGUGCUCCUACGAGGUACCUCGUGAUGUGGGAAGGAGCCCCGAGUGAGAAGAGAUGAGCUGUGGGCUAUGGGCCAAUGUGUUCUUCCAGGACCUCUGAGAAGCAGGUGUCAGGACAAGGGCAAGACGGGCAAGGAUCGUAUAGGAUCCCUGCAUAGAAGGGAAGAAGGAGGUAUUGCCGAUCUGAGCCCAAGUGAGGGAGAGAAGGUCAGAGGGGGCAUUCUAUGACUGGCAUCAGUGCUAUCUGAAGGAAGGUUCCACAAGGCCUUGCUGUACUCCGUUGCUGGCAGGGAACAGCCCGUGGGAAGCGUGACCUUGGCCUCACCGCAAAGACAGAGUUCAGAGUGCACCAUAGGGCCCACAGCCUGCUCUGCUCCCUGGAGCAGGAAGCCUGAGCAGGACACAGCAGCCACAGUUGGGGCCCCAGGCCAGCUCUGUCCUCACCACAGCCUCCAGUGUAGCAGUCGAAGGAGUCUAAGAAUUUUCACUCAAACUUGGCCUUAGGAGUCAUUGCAACAACAUUUUUUCAAGGCCAGCCAACAGAACAUAUUUUAUUCAACAGUUUGUUAGUUUCCUUUAUACCUUUGAAAUAUUUAGU
Lutra lutra (Eurasian river otter) is the source of this 2763-nucleotide messenger RNA. RefSeq names its product divergent protein kinase domain 2B (gene DIPK2B). The transcript is spliced from 5 exons. Lineage: Eukaryota; Metazoa; Chordata; Mammalia; Carnivora; Mustelidae. The record is from RefSeq and is a predicted model, not a curated record. Bases 244 to 1548 code for a protein of 434 amino acids.